ACGCACACAAGAUCUAAUACAGAAGUUACAGAAGAGCUUCUUCUCCUUAAAAUCUCCAUAACCGAACAGUUGUCGUAUCCACAAUUGAAGAACCAGAAAAAAGCUGUUCCUGAGAGCUCCUCAGUUGGAAACUGAAACUAAACACCCUGCUUGUUCAAUCUCUAAUCUUCAUCUUCAUAACAUUCCAGCUUAUCAUCCAAAUAAUGGGUAGAAAACCAACUAAGCCUUCACUGAAGAUACCAUCGUUUUUCAAGGUUCUGGUUGGUGACUUCUCUCAGCGUUUGUGUAUACCACCUGCAUUUAUGGACCAUGUCAAUGGACGAUUGCCUCCCAAAUGUACUCUUAGAGAUCCUCGUGGAGACUGUUGGACAGUGUGUUUGGAAGUGAGAGGGGAUAGAUUUUUCUUCCAUGAGGGUUGGCAGCGUUUUGUGAAGGACCAUUCUUUGGAAAUUGCAAAUGUUUUGGUUUUUGAUUAUGAUGGCAAGUCCAAGUUUGAUGUCGAACUGUAUGAUCCAAUUGGCUCUGAGAAGGAGUUAGAACCAGCCAAGAAGAGAAGGGGAAAUCAAGCUCGAGUAAAUGAGGAGAUCAUUGAGCUUGACACUGAAGAACCUGACGAAGACAGUGAAGAAGAUGCUCGUAUGUCGAACAUAAGGAAGCGCAAGUCUCUCAAGUCUGGAAAGAGGAUUGCAAGAACUGAUGGUGGGAAAGAAACACCAAAUGCACCUAUUCUGUUCAGAUCGAAGCAUCUAUGCUUCAUUCGAGCUAUGAAGAAGAACCGCUAUCGCUUGAAUAUCCCAAAGGAGCUGGCUGUGGCUAAAGGUCUCAUUAGAAAGACGAGUGUAAGGGUUGAAGACCCAAAUGGGAUAUCAUGGGAUGUUAAGCUAAGGCUUGAUGAAAAAGAACAUAACGGUGGUCGUUUGCUCAUGACAAAAGGGUGGUCAGAAUGUUGUCAAGCAAACAACAUUUCACUUGGGGACACAAUGGUUUUUGAGCUUGUCAACGUCAUGCGCGGUGGAAUGAAAAUGCAUAUUUUCCGAGGAAAUAGUUAUGUUGUAUUGGAUGCCUCUUGUGUCAAAUAUUAGGGCUACAUAGUUGAGAACCUGGCAUUGCAGUGAUGAGUAAACUAUUAGUUGUUGCAGAUCUCAGUUGUAAGAAAUGUUUUAUGGUAAGAUAUGGGUGAGUGAUCAGCAGAUUUCAGUUGUUGCAGUCCUUGUUUUUGCAAGGUUAAUGCUAAUCCAUGUUUAAUUA
Prunus mume (Japanese apricot) is the source of this 1248-nucleotide messenger RNA. RefSeq names its product putative B3 domain-containing protein At5g66980. The record is from RefSeq and is a predicted model, not a curated record. Lineage: Eukaryota; Viridiplantae; Streptophyta; Magnoliopsida; Rosales; Rosaceae. Gene Ontology annotation, molecular function: DNA binding.